GGCGCGCCGGGAGCUGGCCUGGCUCCUCGGGAGCGCGCCUCGGGGGCCCCGCCCUGUCUCGGAGGGGCUGRCAGGGUUCGGAGCCUGCGGGCGGCGCUGGCUGGGCCAGCCAGGCAGCGCGGAAUGCUGCACUCCUGAGGAAAAAGGCAGUGGUCCAAGUAUUUUCUGCGGUUUUAAGCGGCUACGGAUAACCUUCCCUCCAGUCCCACAAAAACUAGAUUUGAGAGGAAUCCUUUAUGUUUUUCAUUUAUCCUGUUUGAGGCCAGAGGAAAGAUGUCUGAAUUCAGGAUUUACAAAAGGUGCAAGUUUGGGCAGUUCUGAAGACUACAAUUUUGUUAACUUAUAAAACAGAAGAUCUGUUUGAAAUGUGGUGGUUUCAGCAAGGCCUCAGUUUUCUUCCCUCAGCCCUUGUAAUUUGGACAUCUGCUGCUUUCAUAUUUUCAUACAUUACUGCGGUAACACUCCACCAUGUCGACCCUGCUUUGCCUUAUAUCAGUGACACUGGUACAGUAGCUCCAGAAAAAUGCUUGUUUGGGGCAAUGUUAAAUAUUGCUGCAGUUUUAUGCAUUGCCACCAUUUAUGUUCGUUAUAAGCAAGUUCAUGCCCUGAGUCCUGAAGAGAACCUUAUCAUCAAAUUAAACAAGGCUGGCCUUGUACUUGGAAUACUGAGUUGUUUAGGACUUUCUCUUGUGGCAAAUUUCCAGAAAACAACACUUUUUUUUGCACAUGUAAGUGGAGCUGUACUCACCUUUGGUAUGGGCUCAUUAUAUAUGUUUGUUCAGACCAUCCUUUCCUACCAAAUGCAGCCCAAAAUUCAUGGCAAACAAGUCUUCUGGAUCAGACUACUGUUGGUUAUCUGGUGUGGAGUAAGUGCAUUUAGCAUGCUGACUUGCUCAUCAAUUUUAUACAGUGGGGAUUUUGGCACUGAUUUAGUACAGAAACUCCACUGGAACCCUGAGGACAAAGGAUAUGUGCUUCAUAUGGUUACUACUGCAGCAGAAUGGUCUAUGUCAUUUUCCUUCUUUGGUUUUUUUCUGACUUACAUUCGUGAUUUUCAGAAAAUUUCUUUACGGGUGGAAACCAAUUUACAUGGAUUAACCCUCUAUGAUACUGCUCCUUGCCCUGUUAUUGAUGAACGAACACGACUACUUUCCAGAGAUUUUUAAUGAAAGUGUAAAAUAUUUCUGUACUGAUUAUGAUUCUCAGGGAUGGAGAAAAGGUUCAGAAAAGUAACUUACUACCCUCUGAAAUUUUCAACCAAUUAAUCAAGACUGACAGUGACAUUGAUGAAUCCUGAUAAUCAGGAGACAUGAAAUAAGCCAUUUGAUAAAUCAUUUAAAGGAUAUAAUCAAGAGGACUAUUUAAAAACAUUUAUACCUAUACUUUUUUAUCCCAGGAAAUAAAAUCAAAGGACUAUAGCAUUGUAGUUUUUUCUACUUUAUUUACAAGAAACAUCCUGAAGUGCACCARUCUAUACAACCCAGCCUUUCACAUUUGUAAGUCACUAUAAAAAUGUUUUGAUAGCACUUUUAUGAGAGACAUUUUCCAUGUUUCCAAAAUAGUAAGUAUUCGUUAAUAAAUCAUUUAGAAUUGGGCUUUAAAGUUUGGAGUUUUGUCACAUUAAUACAUUUAUUAUAGU
Messenger RNA from Urocitellus parryii (Arctic ground squirrel), 1639 nucleotides. NCBI's taxonomy places the organism in Eukaryota, Metazoa, Chordata, Mammalia, Rodentia, Sciuridae. The record is from RefSeq and is a predicted model, not a curated record.